Molecule: messenger RNA, 1643 nt
Organism: Perognathus longimembris pacificus (Pacific pocket mouse)
Lineage: Eukaryota; Metazoa; Chordata; Mammalia; Rodentia; Heteromyidae
Product: pancreatic lipase-related protein 2-like
Exons: 14
Coding region: 64-1590 (508 amino acids)
Biological process (GO): phospholipid catabolic process
Molecular function (GO): galactolipase activity; protein binding; glycerophospholipase activity
Source: RefSeq, a predicted model, not a curated record
AGUGCUGAGACUCCAAUCCCCUAUACCUUGGGAGACCUCAGCCUUCAGGUCCCCACCCCAAGGAUGCUGCCUUUCUGGACUGUUGGCCUCCUGCUGCUGGCCACUGUCAGAGGGAAAAAAGUCUGCUAUGAACAUCUUGACUGCUUUACUGUUGACAAACUAUGCCCAGAGUUGGGUCCGAACAGUUUGAAAUUUCCCUGGCCCCCUUCGCUUAUUCGUACCAGCUUUCACCUGUACACAAAUGAAAAUCCGGACAACCAUGAACUGAUCACUGGCACUGACCUAACCACCAUAAAGACCUCGCACUUCCGACUGGACCGCAAGACACGCUUCAUUGUCCACGGCUACUUAGACCGCGGAGGGAAGAAGUGGCUGUUAGACAUGUGCAAGAGUAUGUUUAAGGUGGAGCAGGUGAACUGCAUCUGUGUGGACUGGCAUCAUGGGUCUCAGGUUCCGGUUUACCCCCAAGCCGUAUACAACACUCAGGUCGUGGGCGCCGAGAUCGCUUUCCUAGUAAAAGAGCUGUCGGGCAAACUGGGGUACAGCCUGGAGGACGUUCACGUCAUCGGCCACAGCCUGGGGGCGCACGUGGCGGCGGAGGCCGGCAGGAGGCUGGAGGGCCGCCUGGGCAGGAUCACAGGGCUGGAUCCAGCAGAGCCAUGUUUCAAGAACACACCUGAGGAGGUUCGACUGGACCCAUCAGAUGCUAUGUUUGUGGAUGUGAUUCACACAGAUAUUUCUUUCAUAUCCUUCUCACGCGAGCUGGAUCCAGCAGAGCCAUAUUUCAAGGACACACCUGAGGAGGUUCAACUGGACCCAUUAGAUGCUAUGUUUGGGGAUAUGAGUCCCACAGAUAUUUCUUCCAGAUCCUUCCUACUCAGUUUUGGAAUGAGGCAAAAAGUGGGCCAUCUGGAUUUUUUUCCAAAUGGAGGAGUGACGAUGCCAGGAUGUAGGAAAUUCAGCUUUCCAAGCAUCACUGACAUCAAUCAAAUAUGGGAAGGAGUAGAUGACUUGGUGGCUUGCAACCACCUACGAAGCUACAAGUAUUACACCAGCAGUAUCCUCAACCCCGGUGGCUUCCUGGGCUACCCCUGCACUUCCUACAAGGACUUUGCAAAGAAUGGCUGUUUCCCUUGUCCAACCAACGGGUGCCCCAGAAUGGGACACUAUGCUGACCAAUUUGAAGGGAAGAAUGAUACUGUGUAUCAAACCUUUUUUCUGAACACGGGCGAGCUUGGUAACUUUACUUGUUGGAGAUAUAAGGUAUCAGUCAUGCUGUCCGGGAAAAAGGAGCUGAGAGGACACAUCAAUAUUGCUUUGCAUGGAAGCAAUGGGAAAUCAAGACUGUAUGAAAUUUUCAAGGGAUCCCUCAAACCAAAUGCAAGGCACAUGCAUGUCAUUGACGUGGACCACAAUGUUGGAGAAAUCCAGACGGUUCAGUUCCUCUGGAAAAAUCUGGGGGUACUGCCCACCUGGGACAAACUAGGUGCUUCUCAAAUCACUGUGCAAAAUGGAGAUGGGACUGAGUAUAAUUUUUGCAGUGAGAAGACUGUGUCUACAAACACCUUUCAGCCUCUUCACCAUUGUUAAAAGCAUGGGACAGCUCUUGUCUCUAUGGUAAUAAAGCGUUUUAAUGCACUUGG